CGCUGCGGCGCGUGCUCAGUGCGUCUCCGCCGCUGCUCGCAUCCUGGACCAGGAGCUUUCUCUGUCUGUCUGUAUGUCUUUUACAUACACUCUGUGAGUGUGUGUGUGUGUGUGUGUGUGUGUGUGUGUGUGUGUGUGAGAGAGUGAGUGUGUGUGCGCUGUCUGAUGGUAACCUAUGGAUUGACGGAGGAGGCUAUUGUUGUCAGCCCGGUGGUUUGUUCUGCUGGAGCUGCACUUUCACCGGAGAAUGCCCAGAGAAUCCGGAGCCGUGUUUCUUAACCUACUGCACGGAUAGCGCAGAAAUACACCCGAGAAAUACGAUAUUGACAUGAAGAAAGACAUUGAGACUCUUAUAGCAGAGGAACGCGCUGAUAUCAUCUUGAAAUAUGCUACGGGAAGGCAGGGCGGAGUGCAGAUCGACCCCUGGGAAGAUGCUGACUACAGUAUCUACAAAGUCAUCGACCGCUUCGGCUUCAUGCAUGACGACGAGCUGCCGGCCGUGACUGCACAUGAGGAAAAGAGGAAGCAGCUGGAGAUCGAGCGCGCGGAGAAGUGGCUGAAGAUGGUGAAGAAGUGGGACAAAUACAAGAGCAGUGACAGGAUGGUGAAGCGCGUGUACAAAGGCAUUCCCCUGCAGCUGCGCGGCCGGGCCUGGGCCCUGAUGCUGGACGUGGAGCGGGCCAAGAAGGACAACCAGGGCAAAUACGAGAGAAUGAAGGAGCAGGCCCAGCGGUACUCGUCCGAGAUCAAACAGAUCGACCUGGACAUCAACCGGACCUUUCGGAACCACAUCAUGUUCACGGACCGCUUCGGAGUCAAGCAGCAGGCUCUUUUCCAUGUCCUCUCUGCAUAUUCAGUCUACAACACAGAGGUGAGCUACUGCCAGGGCAUGAGUCAGAUUGCUGCCCUGCUGCUGAUGUACAUGAACGAGGAGGACGCGUUCUGGGCACUGUCGCAGCUGCUGACCAAUCAGAAACACGGCAUGCACGGGUUUUUUGUUCCCGGGUUCCCCAAACUUCAGCGAUUCCAGGCACAUCACGAUCAGAUCAUUUCCAAACUGGUCCCCAAGCUGAAGAAACAUCUGGACAGAGAGCAGAUGUCUGUGGGGAUUUACAGCACUAAAUGGUUCCUGCAGUGUUUCAUUGACAGGACGCCGUUCACACUGACCCUUCGGCUGUGGGACAUCUUCAUCCUGGAGGGAGAGAGGCUCCUCACGGCCAUGUCCUACACCAUCCUCAAGAUACACAAGAAGCGUCUGCUGAAGAUGUCUCUGGAGGAUCUCCGAGAGUUCCUGCAGGAGAGGAUCUCUCAGACCUUCUUCCACAGUGACGACGUGAUCAUCGAGCAGCUUCAGGCCUCCAUGACCGAACUGAGGAAGAUGAAGCUGGACCUUCCCCCCCCAGGCAAGCCUGAUGAGUUGCCCCGUAAGCCUCUGGGCCAGGAGCCGCCGGUGCUGCUGAGUCCGGUGCAGCCCUGCAGAGGGAAGCCGUCCUCCGCCAGAGCUGGGGGGGGCCUGAGCCUCCACAUCAUCUCCCACCAGCCAGACUCCAUCUCCCCAGACCAGAGCCCCUCCAAAGACCCCAGGGAUCUGGACAGUGUGGACCAGGAGGAGGACGACCAGGAUGCCCCGCUGCCUUCCCCAGACCCCAUCAUCAUCCACAGCCGGGCGCCGCUCACUCCCGAUGGCUCGCCGCUGACGGGGCCCCCACCUUACCGGCCCCCGGGGGGCGAAGAAGUAGACGAUAAAAUGAGACGGCAGAUUUCAGACGCCUCUACAGAGGACUCGUCUGUCGCCAACCCUGACCGAUCCUCCAGCACGCUCCCACGGAUGCUUUCGGCGCCCGUGGUCCAGGCGGCCUCGCCGGCUCUGGGCCCGUCCCAGUCUGAGAGUCUGUCUGCAGCAGAGAGGGCUGAGGACAGUUACCUGGCCCAGCUGCUGGAGCACGCCUCGGCUCUGCCCGCCAACAGGAAGCCCAAACAGAACCAGGACUCGAGCGAGGCGUCAGAGGAAACGCAGGCUUCGGACAUUUCAUGAAAUGAGCACCGAUUUACGGUAGAGCCUAGACCGCACCCGAUGAACGCGUCGAGGUCAACACAGAGCAUACUGCGCAGUAGGGCUGCUCCCUCUUAGUCCAUUAGUCGACUAAUCGGUCGUUUUGGUCUUAGUCAACUUAGAUCUCUU
Messenger RNA from Perca flavescens (yellow perch), 2182 nucleotides. Its product is annotated as USP6 N-terminal-like protein. NCBI's taxonomy places the organism in Eukaryota, Metazoa, Chordata, Actinopteri, Perciformes, Percidae. The record is from RefSeq and is a predicted model, not a curated record. Gene Ontology annotation, biological process: regulation of GTPase activity. The coding region runs from base 329 to 2035 and encodes 568 amino acids. Gene Ontology annotation, molecular function: GTPase activator activity; small GTPase binding. The transcript is spliced from 14 exons.